AUGUUGAAUCCCCAAAGCCAUAUAGACGACGAGAUAGGUUUGGAGCGAGCUGAUGACAGAUAUCCAGCUCGUUUAAGAAGCCUGACGGAUGUAGCCAUGGAAGAAUUCCAAGUGCGAGUUCAGCGGUUUAAAUCCAAGUUAUAUGGAAGAUGGGAGGCAGUUAAGUCGAAAAUGGACCAAGCUGCUAAGUGUGCAGAUACUAUCGAUGCUCUGAAGAAAUCGAAUCAUGAGUUGUGUUUGUCGUAUGGGGAAUACCGUCUAGUGUCGCGAGAUUACGCAGGGUACCUGCAGGAUAUGAGGACAAAAGACAGUAUAUCAUUUUAUGAUGAACUUUUAAAGUAUGAUAAAGAAAACGAUAUCUUUGUGAAGGAUGUUCUGCAACAGAUUGAUACCAGGAGUUUAAACGUACACGAAAUUAGGUCGUCAAAAUCUGCAAAGUCCAGAGCUUCGAACCAGUCUUCAGAAUCAACAAGGAUGAAGGCUAAAGCAGAGGCAGCUAAAGCAAGGCUUGUUUUUGUCCAGAAAGAGGCGGAACUCAAACGAAAGAAAGCGCUCUUAGCUGAGAGAGAUUCCUGGGCUCGUGCCAAAACAGAGAGGGAGAGAGAAGAAAUCGAUGUAGAUUUAGAGCUUAUUAAGGAAGAGAAAUUAUGUGCGGAAGCUGAAGCAGAGGCCACCGUAUAUGAUAACUUGAUAAUCAAGGAUGAAUGGAGGGCGUCAAGAGAAUCUCUCAAGGUACCAGAGGAAGAUCCAGUUGAAAGGACUAGACAAUAUGUGAUUGAGAACAAUGGCAGCUUCGAGACUUAUAUAGAUCAAGCGAAAGAUUUUCAGUCCCCUGAUCGGAAUCAUAGUCACGCACAUUCUUAUUCGUCGAUAGGGGAACAACCAGAUUAUACAGCUCCUCCUACGACCACUCACAGACCGCAGACUCCACCUUUAGAUCCCUCCUCAGCUAAUGCUAUGUUUGGAGAUUUCACGAACUACCUUCUUAAGAAAGACCUCAUAUCAUCUCGUUUCACUAAGUUUACUGAUGAUCCUGGUAUAUAUGGUGUAUGGAAAACCUCGUUCAAAAACGUCCUUUCUGAACUGAAGGCCACACCAGAUGAGGAGAUGGCUUUGUUGACUAACUGGCUGGGGCCAGAAUCCUCAAGACAAGCUAUGAAUAUGAGAGCAGCAAACGCGCACAAUCCUGCUGGUGGUCUUAAGAGGAUAUGGAGUCGUCUUGAUGAGCGGUAUGGAGCUCCUGAGUUAGUGGAAAGUACACUACGUAAGAAAAUCAAGAAUUUUCCUGCCAUAAGUCCCAAGGAUUCUAAGAGAUUGUACGACCUUGGGGAUAUUCUUUCAGAGAUUGAAAGCGUCAAGGAAGAUGAGAGAUACAAACAGAUGUUAUCCUUUUACGACACGUCUUGGGGAGUGAAUCCUAUUGUAGCUAAGCUUCCAUCCCAUCUGCAGAACAAGUGGUUUACUAGAGCUUCAAGAUACAAAAUUGAAAACAAGAAACUUUUCCCUCCAUUUUCUUACUUUGUAAGAUUUAUCCAGGAAAUGAGUUCUACUUUAAACGACCCAAGUUUCGACAUACAUGCUACUACAGAAGAAGUUAAGCCUUCUGGAACACAGAAUAAGAGACAAGACAAAGUGUUCGUAAAGAAGACAGAAGUGGAUACGGAAAGAAAAGAAGUCAAGUGUCCCCUUCAUGAAUCAAAUUCUCACUCGCUCAAUGAAUGUAGAAAUUUCCUUAGAAAGAACAUUGUAGAGAGGAGACAACUUUUGAAGGAUUAUAAGAUGUGUUUUAAAUGCUGUAAGUCUACUUCGCAUAUGGCACGGAAAUGUACUGCGACUAUAAACUGUAAUGAAUGUGGCAGCACAAGACAUUCUACAGCUCUUCAUGAUCCUAUCAACACAUCUGAUAAACCAAGAAGUCCAAAACCUCAAGGCGGGGAGCAGGCUGAAAAAGUCACCAAUAAAUGUACAGCUAUCUGUGGAGAAGGGGUCAGCGGUAGAUCAUGCGCCAAGACGCUCUUAGUCGACAUAUAUCCUGAAGGACAAGCUGGAAAGUCAAUCACUGUUUACGCUGUUUUGGACGAUCAAAGCAACCGCACAUUAGCGAGUUCGGAACUUCUCGAUGCCUUGGGUAUUGCUGGAGACGAGAUACGCUUUACCAUUUCGUCGUGUGCUGGCACUUAUCAGACAUCAGGAAGAAGAGUUGAUGGCUUGGUGGUCCGUGCUAUGGAUGGUUCUUCUCAGCAUGUUCUUCCGACAGUGAUUGAGUGCGAUAUACCUCAAGAUAUUACAGAGACGGCUACGCCAGAGGUGGUCGCCCACCAGGAACAUCUCAGAGUUUUAAAAGAUGAGAUUCCACCCUACAGACCGGAAUGCUUCAUGGGACUUCUGAUUGGUAGAGAUGUACCUGAUGUUCAUCAUGUUCAUGAACAGAUAGUGGGACCUAGAGGAUCAGCCUUUGCACAGAAAUUAAGCCUUGGAUGGGUUGUCGUAGGCGAUGUUUGUCUGGGAAAAGUACAUCCCCCUGACUCCGUGACCGUGUAUAAAACAUCAAUAGUAAGCGGAAGAGGAACUAUAUUCCAACCUUGUGAGUCGUACAUGGCAGUAAAGGAAAGCCAACAGACGGAUACGGUCUUCGCUAAGACUAAAGACGACGAAAAAGUUGGGUAUUCAGUAGAGGACAGGGAAUUUAUCAACAUCAUGAAAGAGGAAUGUCAUAUGGACGACAACGGUUUCUGGACUGCCCCCUUACCUUUUCGUAAUCCUAGGCUUAAGAUGCCCAAUAACAGAAAAUUAGCAUGGAAAAGAGCAAGUAUUCUCGAUGCUAACCUGAAAAAGAAUACUACCAAGUGUGAGCAUUUUGUUAAGUUUAUGGAAAAAAGUCCUGGAUUCCGGAGCGGCAGAAGUGGCCCCACCUUCAUCAGGAGAGAUUUGGUAUUUACCCAUAUUCGGGGUAUACCAUCCCAAGAAGCCGGAAAAGAUCCGUGGCGUUUUCGACUCUUCGGCUAUCUAUCAAGGUGUUUCGCUCAACAGUAUGCUCAUGUCUGGACCGAACCUCACUAA
Pecten maximus is the source of this 3060-nucleotide messenger RNA. RefSeq lists its product as uncharacterized. Lineage: Eukaryota; Metazoa; Mollusca; Bivalvia; Pectinida; Pectinidae. The record is from RefSeq and is a predicted model, not a curated record. Bases 1 to 3060 code for a protein of 1019 amino acids. The transcript has a single exon.